GGGAUGGGAGUCUCAUUUCAUUUUUGAAAAAAAUAAUACUGACCCCUCGUUACUUCUAUCUACACCAGAAGCAGAUAAAAGCAACUCAAACAACAGAAUAAUCUGACAAUUUCCUUCGCAGAGAAGGAGAGAAGAAAGAAAAGCAGAUAGAUAGAGAGAGCUACGAAAGGUCAUCAAGAAAAGGCGUGUCAUCACAACUCACAAGAGGGAGUAUAUUAGAGACCGUUUAAAAAGAGAGGGCAUGUUUUGAGAGAACAAAAGACUGGAGGAGCCCUCCCCUAGCCUUAAUCCUUUUCGCAAUUUUGCUCUUAGAUUCUUAGCCACUCUUGUUUUUCCUUCUCGUUUUCUUGUGCUCUAUGCAUCAAAACUUGUAGAAAAGAGGACUUUUUGGUGGUGCAUCCCAUAGAAAACUGAGGUGAAACAUGUGGAAAACUCCGACUUUCCAUUCCCUGAUCCUUGUUUCCAUCUAAAACCAUUCAUUUCCCAGCCGUCUUGCAGUAAAUUUUGUAUCUCACGCUUGGCUGCUGCAGUUUUCUUCUUUCAGAAACACAAGUAUGGUCUGAUAAAGAAGUUUUGGGUUCUUGCAUGGCGAGUCAAAGAGUUGGUGAGGCUGGUUUUUCCAACUCAGGACCCUCACAUCAUCAUCACCACAAUACUAUGCCUUACGCUGUUUUUCGUGGGCUCAACCCUCCUAGUACAUCCUUCAUUAAUCAAGAAGGAUCUGCUUUUGAUUUUGGAGAGCUAGAGGAGGCUAUUGUGCCAGGAGUUAAGAUCAACAAUGAUGAAGCCAAAACACCUUUAUAUGCAGCAACCGUCAGGCCUGCAGCAACUCUGGAAAUGUUCCCUUCUUGGCCCACUAGACUUAUUCAGACUCCUAGAGGAAGUUCAAAGUCUGGAGAGGAGAGUACUGACUCAGGUUCAGCAGUAAACACACUAUCGAGUAGAGCUGAGGCCAGACUGGAACCGGAAUCCCCCAUCAGCAAAAAGUCAUCAUUGGAACCUCAAGGACUUGAGCAGAAGCAUCUUCAGCUACCAAACGAACAGCAACAGCUAGAGAUGGCUAAUGAUGGCUCGAGAGUAGAAAUGCCACAGGAUCAUCAACCAGCUGGUGGAAAACCCACAACUGAAAAGAGAAGAGGGCCUGGUUCAACUUCAGAGAAAGUGCUCGAUGCUAAGACAUUGAGACGUUUAGCACAAAAUAGAGAAGCUGCGAGGAAAAGUAGGCUUAGAAAAAAGGCCUAUGUACAACAGCUAGAAACAAGCAGGAUAAGGCUUACUCAACUUGAACAAGACCUUCAACGAGCCCGUGCUCAGGGAUUUUUCUUGGGUGGUGGUGGUGCUCCUGGUGGGAACAUCAGCUCAGGAGCUGCGAUAUUCGAUAUGGAAUAUGCAAGAUGGCUAGAUGAUGAUCACAGGCACAUGUCAGAGCUUCGAACUGCUUUGCAAGCUCACUUAUCAGAUGGUGAUAUGAGGGUGAUACUUGAUGGAUACAUUGCACAUUAUGACGAGAUUUUCCGCCUCAAGGGAGUAGCAGCCAAAUCUGAUGUAUUCCAUCUCAUCACUGGAAUGUGGACUACACCAGCCGAAAGAUGCUUUCUUUGGAUGGGCGGCUUUCGUCCCUCUGAGCUAAUCAAGAUGUUAAUAACGCAACUAGACCCUUUAACGGAGCAGCAAGUUGUGGGGAUAUAUGCUCAACAUUCUUCGCAACGCGAGGAGGCUCUCUCGCAAGGAUUGGAACAAUUGCAGCAGUCUCUGAUUGAAACCAUAGCCGGUGGCACUGUCAAUGAUGGGAUGCAUCACAUGGCUGUUGCCUUAGGCAAGCUCACCAAUCUUGAAGGUUUUGUCCGUCAGGCCGAUAAUUUAAGACAGCAAACUCUUCAUCAUCUGUUGCGAAUAUUGACAGUUCGACAAGUGGCACGAUGUUUUUUGGUCAUUGGAGAGUACUAUGGUCGACUCCGAGCACUUAGCUCCCUUUGGGCAUCACGGCCAAGAGAGACUAUGAUUGGUGAUGAGAACUCUUGCCAAACAACCACCGAUUUGCAGAUGGUACAAUCUUCUCAGAAUCAAUUCGCCAACUUCUGAUAUAUCCUAGCUCAGAGUAGCCUGAUAGAGUAUUGAUGUUCAAAUCCCAUAGCCUCCUCCCAUGCCUCUUAGCUUUAGGGCUUCCCAAUCUAUAUACUUUAGAGGAAGUAGCAUUUCUUGAAAAUUCUAUCUUGUUAAAAUCCUUGACUUGUAUUAUUAUCUUGUAAAUGUAAAUCAGAUCUAUCUGCAUCAGGAA
Molecule: messenger RNA, 2278 nt
Organism: Coffea arabica (coffee)
Lineage: Eukaryota; Viridiplantae; Streptophyta; Magnoliopsida; Gentianales; Rubiaceae
Source: RefSeq, a predicted model, not a curated record